CUGUGGUUAAUAAUCAUAUGUUAGUGGAAAUGUUAACCAUCAAAAUUACUGGUGAACUUUGUUUAUAGUUUUGGGAGGUACCUUUUUAACCUAAGUUAUUAGAUUUUCAUACUUUGGUUUAAAAAUUUAUGUUGCGUUAUUUAAAUUAUUUCUACAGUAGUAUUCCGGUCCGGAUUCCCUUAUUUGAUCAAGAAGCUCCAUCAACCAUUUUUUCGUGCCAAGGCUGCUGUACCCCUAGCCCUAGAUGUUUUAUUUGCCAGACUAGAUAGCCUAAUUAUACUAAUGGAUCCAGAUUCAAAUGGAAAAUAAAUUAGUUUUAUUGUGUUUCUGCUAAUUUACAGUUUGUGUUUGGCGUUUUAUUCAAAGAAUUCUCUUAGGUGGCUCUAUACUGCCAAUUUUAGGUUGGUCUGUUACCAAGAGUGACUAGGAUAGGUAUAGCCUAAUGGCAGAAACUGUGAGAACUCCUGUGUUUGGGUCAAGACCCCCUUGUGCUUACAAAUCUCGCUUGGAAGAAAGAAAAAGCAAAGCAAGGGCUUUGAGAGCAGAGAGAAAUAGAAAACCAGAAAAACCAGAUGACUUUGUUUGUUACGAAGACUCAGAAGAUGAAGAUGAACUUCUCACUUACUCUGCAGAAAAAGAAAUUCUAAACAAGUCCUACAACUUUGCAGAUUUCAUUCGAAGUAGAGAAAGUGGUUUAAAAGAACAUAGAUCUUUUAAAACUAACUAUGGUUCACGUCAUAUACUAACUAAUGACAUGUUUAAAGAAAGACCCAUUCAACUGAACACUAUGAACAAAGUGUUUUGUUCACAGUGGUUAAGUGAUAGACAAGUUGCAUUUGGUACUAAGUGUAACAAGCUCAUGGUAUAUGAUGUGAUUACUCAGCGAAUUGACCAAAUUCCAUCGUUAAGCAGUCGGAGCGACCGAGCUGUAGAACUCCCACCAGAGCAGCAGUGUGGCAUUCACUCGUUACAGAUCAACCCUUCACGCACAUUGUUGGCCACCGGUGCCAAGAACAGCUCUGAUAUUGCUGUCUAUCGGCUCCCCACUUUAGACCCUGUCUGCGUCGGAGAGGGAGCUCACCGGGACUGGGUGUUUGACAUGUGUUGGCUGGACGACCAGUUCCUAGUGAGCGGGUCGCGGGAUGCUCGAAUGGGUCUGUGGAGAAUAUCAGAACCAGACAGCUGUAACGAUGACGACAUCCCCACCUACCAAUCCAUCUCUGCUGUCUGCGUCAAGGAGUGUAAAUCGGCACAGAAAGUGAGGGCGCUCGCAUUUAAUAGACGAGCCAGAGAACUCGCCGCUUUGUCUCUCAAUGGGUACAUUCAUGUGUGGAGUGCUGAAACAUUUCAACAGAUCAUCUCUCGCAAGCUACCAUCGGUACAGGAGAAUGUUUGUAUGGCAGUGAGGGACAACGGUUCUAUGUAUGCCGUCGGCUGCCGGUCCUACACCUUACUAUUGGACUCCCGUACAGUCCAAGCCAUCAAGAAAAUCUCAUCUAGAUACAGUGGUUGUGGUAUCCGCUCGGCCAGUUUCCAAACAGACACCCUUACCAUCGGCACAGGGCUGGGGAUGGUCAUGUUCUAUGACCUCAGAGCCAACAAAUACUUGGAAAGUUCCAUCAACUCAUCCAGAACUGUGGUGCUCAAGGCUUCUCGUGGAUAUGUGUUUCCUGAUGAGGAGUACCUGGAUGGUUUCCAGCAAGUGCGCUACACGCCAGCCAUCUACACACACUGUUUUGACUUUUCCGGCACUCGUCUUUUCACUGCCGGAGGACCACUUCCCGCUAACCUCUACGGCAACUAUGCUGGUCUAUGGCGAUAACCAAAGUCUGAUAAAAGUGUUUAAUAUUAAAAUUGUAUCCUAAAACCCCCAAUUGCAACCAAAAAUAUUCAAAAGGUUGUGUGUGGUGUUUCUUUUUGAACGCACUACUUCUAAAUCAUUUGAUAAUUUAUAUUAGUAACUUAGAUUUUAUCAAUGUCAUUUACUUAUCUACAAAAAUUAUACAGCUCUCUGGAUCAUAUACUGUGGUAACAUUGUUACGUUUAUUAUUGUCUAUUUUAUCAAAAUUUGUUUUAAAUAAUAGAAAAUAUUGUGCAAUA
This is a messenger RNA of Macrosteles quadrilineatus (aster leafhopper), 2100 nucleotides long. It is a transcript of the gene DCAF12, whose product is annotated as DDB1- and CUL4-associated factor 12 homolog. Bases 443 to 1822 code for a protein of 459 amino acids. Gene Ontology annotation, molecular function: protein binding. The record is from RefSeq and is a predicted model, not a curated record. The transcript is spliced from 6 exons. Gene Ontology annotation, cellular component: Cul4-RING E3 ubiquitin ligase complex. Lineage: Eukaryota; Metazoa; Arthropoda; Insecta; Hemiptera; Cicadellidae.